AUGAGUGAUAUGGCUAAUUUUGAUUUAUCUAAAUUAUGGGGGAAUAGGGAUUUUGGGUCAGAUUAUGUAGGUUCUGUCAGGCAGUCGGGUGGUUUACUUUGCAUGUGGGACUCUGGGAGUUUUGAGUUCUGUGGAUCUGUAAAAAAAAGGAAUUUCAUUGUCGUUAAAGGCAGGUUAAAGGGGCAUAAUGAAUCUUUGUGUGUGGUGAAUGUUUAUGCUCCUCAAAGUACAAGGGCGAAACAGGAGCUUUGGAAUGACAUCUCUGCGGAGAUGGCGGUAGAGGAGGGAUUGUGGCUGGCUGCGGGUGAUUUCAACGCGGUUAGGUUUAAGGAAGAAAGAAGGAAUAGUGUUUUCAAACCGGCGUGUGCGAGUAAUUUUAAUAGUUUCAUUCAUCACAUGGAUCUUAUGGAGUACAAUAUGGUGGGGAAUCAGUUCACUUGCGUUAGAGCUAAUGGUAGAAAGCUUAGCAAGAUUGAUAGGUUUUUGGUGUCAUCCAAUCUUUUUAAUAAGUGGCCGGAGGCGUCUGUUAGAGCUUUGCAUAACCUACACUCAGAUCAUAGACCGUUAUUGCUUUCGUUAAGUGCCUUGAAUUAUGGUCAUAAACCGUUUAGGCUUUUUAAUUCUUGGCUAAAAAAAGAUGGGUUUGACGAGGUUGUGAGGUUAGCGGCGGCCAGUUUUAGCUUUGAGGGGGACCCGGAUUUAUUUUUAAACAAGAAAUUCGCUUUCAUUCGGUCGAAAAUAAAGUCAUGGAGGGAUGAGAUGGUUAAGAAAGAAGGAGAGGAAGAAAAAAGGGUGAGGGAGGAGCUUGAAAGAUUAGAAGAAGUCAUGGAAAGUAGGAGCUUGUCGGAGGAAGAAGAGUGGAUUUAUGAAGAAAUCAACAAACUUCUCAAGGAGUUGAGCUAUAGCAAAGGGGAAGAUCUUAGGCAAAGAGCUAGAAUCAAAUGGGCUAUUGAUGGAGAUGAAAACUCGAAGUAUUUUCAUGGUGUUAUUAACAAAAGAAAAGCCGCGAAUUCUAUUCCGGGGUUAAGUAUUAACGGCAACUGGGUGACGAAACCGUCUAAGGUCAAGAAGGAGGUUAUGUUGUUUUUUAAGAGAAAAUUUGUUGAAGAUUGUGAUAUUAGACCGUUUAUCUCUUGCAGUGGCAUUAAAACUUUGUCAAAUUCGAAGAAGGAGCUUCUGAUAGAAAGGUUCUCUAGGGAGGAAAUUAAGUUAGCGGUCUUUAGUUGUGGAGAUGACCGGGCCCCUGGUCCUGAUGAUGGCAGAAUUAACGUGGGUUGCGGUUCAUCCUUCAUUACCCUUAUUCCUAAAGUUAAAGACCCGGUGGAGCUCAACAAUUAUAGGCCAAUAAACCUGGUUGGAAUUAUUAGUAAAGUCAUAUCCAUAGUCCUUGCCAACCGGUUAAAGCUGGUGAUUUCUAAUGUGAUUUCAGAUUCUCAAUCGGCGUUCUUGAAGGAUAAAUUUAUUCUCGAUGGACCGCUUAUUGUGAAUGAACUGAUUACUUGGUGUAAGAAGAGGAAGAGACAAGCUUUCUUGCUUAAGAUUGACUUUGAAAAGGCGUAUGAUAACGUCAAUUGGUCCUUUGUUGUGGAUAUUAUGAAACAAAUGGGCUUUCCGGAGCUGUGGUGUCGAUGGAUUUGGGGGAUUCUAAAAUCUGCUAGGUCUUCGGUUUUAGUUAACGGUUCUCCCACUUUCGAGUUCAAGUGCGAAAAAGGAGUGCGCCAAGGUGACCCGAUUUCCCCAUUUAUUUUUCUGAUAGUUAUGGAAGCUCUUACGUUAUUGCUUGACAAGGCCAAGGAUGAAGGUAUUCUGAGAGGCUUGGCUACUCCGAAUGAUGGUCCUGUUAUUUCUCAUCUCCUGUUUGCCGAUGACGCUAUCAUUUUGGGGGAGUGGUGUUCGGAGAAUGUCUUGAAUGUUGUUAGAAUUCUUCGUGUCUUUCAUAUGUGUUCCGGUUUGAGAAUUAAUCUGUCUAAAUCUAACCUUUAUGGUUUGGGGGUGGAUGGAGGGGAUGUGGAGGUUAAGGCGGCUAGUGUAGGGUGCAAAGCGGAUUUUCUUCCGUUUCGUUACUUGGGGAUCAUGGUUGGAGCGAAUAUGAGUAAUGUCAAUAACUGGAAGCCAGUGUAUGAUGUUUUUCAAGCUAGACUAUCGAGGUGGAAGGCGAACUCUUUAUCCAUUGGGGGAAGCUCUAAUGAAGAGAAGAAAAUCCACUGGGUAGCAUGGGAUAAUGUGUCAAUCCCAAAAGAGUGUGGUGGCCUUGGUUUAAGUAAGCUUAAAGAUACCAAUUUGGCGCUCCUCUCGAAAUGGUGCUGGAGGUAUAAGAUGGAGGAAAAGAGCUUGUGGAGGAAAGUGAUCUCAGCAAUUCAUUGUGGGAUCCGAAGUUGGGAUUUUAUACCAUCUAAAAAAAAUUGGGGAAGUACAUGGAGCAAAACGGUGAAGUGGAUUACUAGAUCGAAAGUGGGUGAUUUACCAUUGAGAAGUUUCUUUAAAGGGGUUCCAGGUAGGGGUGACUCUAUUUCUUUUUGGCUUGACCCUUGGGUUGCUAUCGAGCCAUUAAAAGAUUUGUUCCCGAGUCUUUUCCAGAUUGAAGCAGUCAAAAAAUGCAGGCUUAGCGAGAGAUUGUCUACCGGCUCGGAUCAGGUUAAUUUCUGUUGGCAGUGGAAGAGAUCUCCGAUCCAAGGUUCAGAAACGGAGGAUUUGCAUCAGCUGAUCAGCUUAUUGGAGUCGGUUUCGAUGUCGGACAGAUCGGAUAGAUGGAUUUGGAUUGGAGAAGGUAAGGAUGUCUUCAGUGUGGCUGCUGUAAAGAAAACGAUUAUCAAAGGCAGGGGUUUGAGUACCGAUUCAAACUUUAAGUGGUGCAAGUGGGUUCCAGCCAAGUCCAAUGUUUUGUGGAAUUUUGUUAGUAAAUGGUGCCGUGUUCCGCAAAUCUUUGCAUUCUCCGUUCAAGAUUUGUUGGAAUCUUAUGUUACGUGUGGCCUUAAGGAGCCGGAAAAACUCAUUUUUCAAGGUGUCUUGAUCAUAGCUUGUUGGAGUCUUUGGAAGGUUAGAAACGAAGCUCGAUUUAGGAAUGUGCCGGUUAAAAUAGAGAAGGUUAUUAGUGAGGUUAAGGCGUUGGGGUUUCUUUGGGUUAAGAAUAGGACGAAAUUUAAGAAAUUAUCUUGGGAGAACUGGUCAACAUACCGCGAGUUUCUCACUUUCCAAACGCCGACACCAUCUCGUUCCGGAGUACCAUCUCCCAACGUUCGUGCCUCUAACACCCCCUCACGUGUUGACCUUACUCCCAAAGGGGUUGCUAAUAACUUUCUUGAGUUAAGGUCUCUUCUUAACCAAUACGUGAGUAAGGAACGAGACAAGGGAGUGAGGAUCCGUCUGGAUUAUGACGAGCCAGAACCAUCACUAUCUCAUGGACCUCCCUCUCUUCCUUUUGCAAGCUCACAACCAGCUGUGUCUAGGAAUGAGGCUGGUCCUAGCAAUCCUCCUCCAAAUCCUAACCCAUAUUUGUACACGAGGUCAGAUCCAACGUCUUUUCCUCUCUUUUCCUCCCAACCAGUUGCAACCGGUGCUCCCUUGGGGCACGAGCUGACUUUGGACCAGCUCCUACAAUCUCCAGUAACAAGCCUUCCACCCUCAGCAACAACUACAUGGGAACAAGCUUUGUAUGUGCUUCCCUUGGCACGGAGUGCCGUUAUGAGCACUCCUUUGGGAGUAAACUGCCCAGUUGCAACUGGAAGCCUUCAAGGCUUCAACCUCAUGUCUCAGAUGAUGGCCCAGAUGAUGGCAAGCUUCCCAUGGCAACACUUUAUUAACCAAGUGCUGGCCACCCAAGGGAACAACAAUAACAAUAACCACACAGGUGCAAGAGUGGAAGAGGAUUUGGCCAAGCCAUAUAAACCAAGCAACCUGUCAUGCUUCUCCUAG
This is a messenger RNA of Helianthus annuus (common sunflower), 3912 nucleotides long. RefSeq lists its product as uncharacterized. Gene Ontology annotation, molecular function: catalytic activity. NCBI's taxonomy places the organism in Eukaryota, Viridiplantae, Streptophyta, Magnoliopsida, Asterales, Asteraceae. Bases 1 to 3912 code for a protein of 1303 amino acids. The transcript has 5 exons. The record is from RefSeq and is a predicted model, not a curated record.